This is a messenger RNA of Prorocentrum cordatum, 2092 nucleotides long. The record is from the annotation of a GenBank genome assembly. NCBI's taxonomy places the organism in Eukaryota, Dinophyceae, Prorocentrales, Prorocentraceae.
GAGAGCCGGGGGGCUGCGCGGGCGCGCGGGCCGCCGCCCCCGCGGCGAGGGCGAGUCGGGCACGGGGAGCCAGGCACGCCUUGCGAGCGUCUUCGCCGAGCUGAAGUGGAAGGGCCCCCCUGCCCAGGCGCCGUUGCCGGGCGCGGCCCAGACUUCCCCUGUCUGCGGCGGAAGCGGCAAAGGUGUAGCAGCACCGAGCGCCGCCAGCGGGGGGCGGCAUCAUGGCGCGGGGGCGGGCGACGCGCUGCCGCCGCUGGAGCUAGGCGCUGCCCUGGCCGAGACGGCCGAGCCAGGGGGUUGCGCGGUCGGGGCUGAGGUGGCGCUGCUUGGGCCGCUGCCGCUGGUCGAGAUGAGGGAGAGCACGACCACGCGGCGCAGGAGAUCGCCCGCCGAGCGUGGCCGGCCCACGCGGCGAGUCGCCCUGGCCGGCAAGCUCGCGAGGGCGGCCGCGGCUGAGGCGUGGGCCUACAUUGGCGCGGUGGGCCCCAACCACAUGUGCUGCGGGGUCGCUCGAGAAUCGUUCCGACUCGGGGCGACGCCGAGGCGGGCGCAGGGGGAAGCCGAGGACGCGCGCCCCCCCUGCCUCCUCGCGGGACUGGCCCCUGGCCUGUUGCAGAGGGAGCACGCGGCGACCUUGCGCGCGAUCGGCCUCGUCGACGACGAGGUGGCGCGCGGGCUGGCCGACCCCGCGCUGGCGCCCAUGGCCCAGGCAGGCCUGCCCGACCCUCUCCUGAAGACGCGGGCCAGCGACGGCUCGCAGCUCGCGCGGGAGGCCCUGGCGCUGCACCACGCGGACCUCGGGAUCGUCACCGUGCCUCGCGCCGAAGAGAGGGCCCGCGCCCACGGCGAGGCUCUGCUGAACGGGCUCGCUGGCGAGAGGAGGGGCACGCCUAGGCCUAGGGCCAGCCGCGUCGCGAGGCCCACCCUGGACAUGGUGCCUGGCAGCGCGCCCAUCGAGCCCCUCGCGGGGGUGGCGGGCGAGCUUGCUGGAUACACGAGCUGGGCGUCGCUGUGCACCCCCGAGGGGGAGCUGCUCCUGUGGUCAGGCGGCGACAAGAUGGGAGCCUUCUUCGCGUGGGGGGCCUUCUUCGCGUGGGGUGUCCCCCGUGGAUGGUACCACCACGUGGCGACGAGGCGCCCGCUGGCGGGCUCGUUCUUCGAGCGGAAGGAGCCUGCGGUGCACCGCGCGGCGGCGGUGACCGCGAUGGGCAGGUCACUGGCGGUCGCAGUGCCCCAGCCCAUCCACAGGCGGCCGCGCCGCCUGCCGCCGACGCCAGGCGCAAGGCUGCCCCCGCAGGCGGCGCGGGGCAUGGGCGCGCGGCGGCCCGUCGCCGCCGCUGCAGAGGAAAGAAGCUCGGCGUGGUGGCAGGUCCGCACCGACGACUUCGACGCGCCCGAGAUCGUGGAGGACGUGCGCGCCAGGCGCCUGCUGGGCUCGCUGGCGGAGAUUAGGCAGCUUGUGGUCGAGCGCAUGGGGGCCGACGUCGACGGCGAGUCGAGCCGCCUGGGCGCGCCCCUGGCCAAGUCGCGCGUGGCGAUCGCGCGGUGCCUGACCCCCUCAGGCUCGAGGCCACGCCAUGGCGGUUCGCAGUGGCGGUACUCGAGUGCUCCGCUAGGCCCCAUCGAGUCCCAGGGGCCCCUCUUCAGCGUGCUCGACGAGGUGCGGAGGCUGAGUUCGCAGCGCGGCAACGGGAGGCUCUCGGCGGCGAUGCCCGAGGAGCUCCUGGCCGCCAUGCUGGUGAGGCCGACGGCCGCGACCUCGCUGCGAGGCGAGAUCGAGGGCCCGGCCAUGGUCUCGGACGCGCCCGAGUUCGGCGGUGACGGGCGCGCGUCGGUGGACCUCAGGGCCCAGGCGGAGGCCAGCCUCAGCGGCGCCCCGACGCUGGGUGAGCAGAUGCACCUGGGGGGUCGCUUGCUGCAGCUGCUCGCAGAGCUCGCAGGGUGGUGGAGCGGCUCGGGCCCCAGUGCCUGUUCAGGUGUCACAGCUGCCGACGGCGGGCCAAAAGAUUGAGCUCACCUUGGCCCGCAGGCGUUGGACCAGCAGCCUCGCAGCCCGUGCAUGUGUCAAGGACGCGCCGGCCGACUGCGAGCG